Olea europaea var. sylvestris is the source of this 1372-nucleotide messenger RNA. Its product is annotated as probable membrane-associated kinase regulator 4. Gene Ontology annotation, molecular function: kinase inhibitor activity. The transcript has a single exon. Gene Ontology annotation, cellular component: plasma membrane. NCBI's taxonomy places the organism in Eukaryota, Viridiplantae, Streptophyta, Magnoliopsida, Lamiales, Oleaceae. Bases 186 to 1196 code for a protein of 336 amino acids. The record is from RefSeq and is a predicted model, not a curated record.
UAAGAGAAAUUUUUACUGAUUUUUUUCCAUGCUUUUCUGAAUUGGAACCAUCUCUCUUUUAAAGGAUUCUCUGCCCGAGCAUUUUCCUCCUCUACACAUCUCCCCAUAACCAAUCAGCUUCAAAACACACACUAACACACGCAAAUCCACCCACACUAAGAUUCACAAUCUGUUCUUACACAAAAAUGGCCACAAAUCUUGAGUGCCCAGAUGAAGAUUACAUAGACAUGGAAUUAUGUUCAUCAUCCCUAAACUUUGCAAAUUCUUCACCAAAAAGCAGGGAUUUUGAGUUUCAAAUGUCUUCCGUUUGUAGUGAAAAAGACACUACAACUUCUCCAGCUGAUGAACUGUUUUACAAAGGCAAACUUCUCCCUCUCCACCUCCCUCCACGACUGCAAAUGGUGCAAAGUCUCCUUUCCACCACCUCCAGCGGCGGCGGCGCCACCAAUAAAGAGGGUUCCUUCCCAUUCGUUAGUUCUUGUUCUACAGCACCUUGUACCAACACAAACACCCCAUUGGACUCAUGCAACAUUUCUCCUUCAGAAUCAUGUAGGGUGAGUUGUGAACUGAACCCGGAUGAAUAUUUCUUUGAAUGGUCCACUGAAUUAAGCAGUUUCAUAAAAAAUAAUCAUAAUCGUCAUCCGAAAAAAAGUUGGACCUCCAAAAGGCUCAAGUUUUUCAAGCAUUCUAUAUUGGGUACAAAGCUCAAGGCUUCAAGGGCUUAUUUGAAAUCUUUAUUCAGUAAAUCUGCUUGUUCAGAAGCUGAAACCUUGCCCAAAACUGAGAAUUUUUCAAAUAAGUACUUUAAAGUAGCCCAGAAAAAUCCAACAAUAGGUUCUAUAAUCGAGAACAUUGAGAAAGAAAGGAUUGAGGAUAAUGUUCAUAGAAGAUCAUUUUCAAGUGCAAUCAAACGACAUUCUCCAACAAAGUGUUUGUCUUCAUCCUCCUCGAAUUCAUCCUCUGCUUCUUCGUCUUUUUCGUAUAAUUUGAACAAUGUUCAUGAGUUGCAUUUACUCAAGAGGAGCAGUAGUGCACCUGAGAAUGAGGGUUCUAUUGAGGCAGCCAUUGCUCACUGCAAGAAAUCUCGACAGCUUCCGGAUUCAAUAAAUGCAUCAAGGGAUUCUGCAUUUUGCAAAUUUUCAGAUUCCAAGAUUGCAGAUGAUGAGGAUCGAGAAAAAUCACUUGUUCUAUGUUAGCAUUAUUUUACUGUCGUUUGGGUAUAAUUGAAAAGUAAACUCGCAAUGUAAGCUGGUUUUACGGUGAUGAGUUAGGCUCGUGUACUUUUCUCAUGUUAUCCGAGCUUGUGUAGUCGAAGAAAACCUUGCAUUGUAACUCGAUUUAACGAUAAUGAGAUAGAUAAUGUUCCUUUUCA